GUUCUUCCCAUGGUUCUUUUGGAUUAAGGUCCAUAAGGAGAUUUUCAGCUGAGGACAAUCAGCUGGUGAAUUAAUUGUUAAGGUGGAAAUCACAUUGGGGUACCUGCAUUACCAACUCUGUUGAGCAAGGAAGAAAGAGAUUUAGGGGACCUGUUUGCUGAGGGAAGAAGGUUUGGUUUUACCACGGAGCGUUUCAGGAACCAGGCUUUCUCUGCUCAUGGCUGCCACGACAGACUCAGCCCAUGACUGCUCCCAUGUGAUUGACCACAGCCAUGUCCCAGAGUUUGAAGUAGCCACCUGGAUCAAGAUCACCCUCAUCCUUGUCUACUCGGUCAUCUUUAUGAUGGGUAUCCUUGGGAACAGCAUCACCAUUCGGGUUACUCAAGUGCUUCAGAGGAAAGGCUACCUGCAGAAGGCGGUCGCAGACCACAUGAUAAGCUUGGCCUGCUCUGACAUCUUGGUCUUCCUCAUAGGCAUGCCAAUGGAGUUCUACAGUGUGAUCUGGAACCCUCUGACUACAACAAGCGAUAACUUGUCCUGCAAGGUGCACACUUUUCUCUUUGAGACCUGCAGCUACGCCACACUCCUCCAUGUGCUGACUCUCAGUUUUGAGCGCUAUGUGGCCAUCUGCCACCCCUUCAGGUACAAGGCAGUCUCACGGCCCUUUUGGGUAAAGCUAAUGAUCUGCUUUGUCUGGGUCACUUCUGUUCUGGUGGCUCUGCCCCUCCUUUUUGCCAUGGGCAUUGAGUACCCUCUGGUCCAGGUGCCUAACCACCGUGGCCUCCUUUGCAAUCGGCCUCGGAUACCACACCUCGAGCACCCGGAGACCUCCAACAUGUCCAUUUGCACCAGUCUCUCCAGUCGGUGGACAGUUUUCCAAUCCAGCAUCUUCAGUGCCUUUAUCAUCUACUUUGUGGUCCUGAUCUUGGUGACUUUCAUGUGCCGAAAAAUGAUGCAAAAGCUAAUGAAGAAGGGUACACUGGCAGGGAAAGGGCAACAUCAGCUGAGGAAAGCAGAGAGCGAAGAGAGCAAAACGGCCAGAAAGCAGACUAUCAUCUUUCUAGGCCUGAUUGUUGUGACUCUAGCAGUAUGCUGGAUGCCAAACCAGAUUCGAAGGCUCAUGGCUGCAGCAAAACCAAAGCAGGAUUGGACUCGCUCCUAUUUCAGGGCAUACAUGAUUCUCCUUCCCUUUGCCGACACUUUCUUUUACCUCAGUUCCGUCAUCAACCCGCUCCUAUACAACAUCUCUUCUCGGCAGUUCCGCAAGGUCUUCAGCCAAGUUCUCUGCUGUCGCUUAACUCUGGAGCACGCCAACAAAGAGAAACUGCUCAGGGCUCAUUUGAAUUCUACAACCAGCAGUGGCCAUUCUGCCCGCCCAUUGAUCUCCAUUUCAUCAUGGCGCAAUGCCUCUGCAAGGAGAACUAAGAAGGUUUGCUUAAAAACUUUUCAGAGUGAGACCAAGCCUGACUCUAAGUCUCAGCAACUGAGUCUGGAAUCACUAGAACCCAAUUCAGAAAGCAAACCAUCGGAGGUUGCUCUGGAGCCCCAUGUAGGUGCAGAGAACAAUCUGAGGGAAAAUGAAGUAUGAAUU
Molecule: messenger RNA, 1591 nt
Organism: Antechinus flavipes (yellow-footed antechinus)
Lineage: Eukaryota; Metazoa; Chordata; Mammalia; Dasyuromorphia; Dasyuridae
Gene: GPR39
Product: G protein-coupled receptor 39
Exons: 2
Coding region: 218-1588 (456 amino acids)
Biological process (GO): G protein-coupled receptor signaling pathway
Cellular component (GO): membrane
Molecular function (GO): G protein-coupled receptor activity
Source: RefSeq, a predicted model, not a curated record